GUUCUGACUCGUGAACGCAGCCCUCCUCGCGGUUCGAAGAAACCGGAAGAGGUUUAGUGGCAGUUUCCGGUUGGGGAAGAGUAAAGAUGUCGCCGUCCUUAUUUAAUUUUAUCGACGCUAAAGACAAAUUUACGGCGUCUGCCAGACAUGCGAUAUCUGGCAAAACCAGCAAACACUUGAUCAAUACUUUUAACCAAAUACCCGGCAAUGAGACGGAAAAGAAAACCACACUUGACCAGGCUCUCAGGGGGGUCCUUGGUGAUCAGAUCGUUGAGCAGAAAGCUAACUGUGAUGACUACCUGUCUCUGAUCUACCUGAGCAUUGAUGCCGUUACAGAGGGUAUCUGCUCUGCUACAACUCCUUUCGUCCUGCUGGGAGACAUACUUGACUGCCUUCCUCUUGACCUGUGUGACAAAAUAUUCACUUUUGUGGAAGAAAAUGUCUCUACCUGGAAAUCGAGCUCCUUUUACACUGCAGGGAAGAACUAUUUGUUGAGGAUGUGUAACGAUCUUUUGAGGAGGCUGUCUAAAUCUCAGAACACUGUAUUCUGUGGGCGAAUCCAGCUGUUCUUGGCGCGUCUCUUCCCUCUCUCUGAAAAAUCAGGUCUCAAUCUACAGAGCCAGUUUAAUCUGGACAAUAUUACAGUGUUCAACAAAAAUGAACAAGAAAGCACUCUGGGCCAAAAGCACACAGACGAGAAGGAAGAGGGAAUGGAAGUGGAGGAAGGGGAAAUGGGAGAGGAUGAUGCACCUGCACCAUGUUCUAUCCCAAUCGACUACAACUUGUACAGAAAGUUCUGGACGCUGCAGGACUACUUCAGAAACCCUUUGCAGUGUUACGAUAAAUUCUCAUGGAUGACGUUCCUGAAGUUCUCAGAUGAGACCCUGGCAGUGUUCAAGAGCUUCAAGCUGGAUGACACUCAGGCCUCUAAGAGGAAGCUGGAGGAGCUGAGAGCAUCUGGUGGAGAUCAUGUUUACUUUGCCAAGUUCCUCACAAGUGAGAAGCUGAUGGACUUGCAGCUCAGCGACAGCAACUUCAGGCGCCACAUACUACUGCAGUACCUCAUCCUCUUCCAGUAUCUGAAGGGUCAAGUCAAGUUCAAGAGCUCCAGCUGCAUUCUGAACGAUGACCAGACUACGUGGAUCGAAGAGACAACUAAGCUGGUGUAUCAGCUGCUGAGAGAAAUCCCUCCCGACGGAGACAAGUUUGCCACCAUGGUCGAGCACAUCCUCAACACGGAGGAGAACUGGAAUGGCUGGAAGAAUGAGGGAUGUCCAAGCUUUGUGAAAGAAAGAACGGUAGAUGACAAACCCAAAAGACCCACCAGGAAAAGACAAGCGCCUGAAGACUUCCUUGGGAAGGGGCCGGACCGCAAGAUUUUCAUGGGAAACGACGAGUUGACUCGGCUGUGGAACCUGAACCACGACAACAUGGAGGCCUGCAAGUCAGACAGCAGGGAGUUCAUGCCUUCGCUGGACGAAUUCUUCGCAGAAGCCAUCGAACAGGCCGACCCGGCGAACAUGGUGGAGGACGAGUACAAGGUUGUGCGAAACCCAAACUACGGCUGGCGCGCUUUGAGGCUGCUCUCCAGGAGAAGUCCUCACUUCUUCCAGCCGACCAACCAGAAGUUCAAGAGCCUCGCCGACUACCUGGACAGCAUGGUUAGCAAGCUGGCUAAAGAGCUGCCGAAGGACAUCCCUUCUGAAGAGAUCAAGACGGGAGAAGAGGACGACGACGACAACGGAGACAAUCUUCUCAAAGACAGCAACGACAGUCCCAGCAUUCAGAGCAAACCCGUGACCAACCAGCAGAUGGAUGAAAUAGCCGCCAAGCUGGGCGCCCAGUGGAAGACGCUGGCUUCUCAUUUGGAGAUGAAGGCGGCCGAGCUUCGGGAGAUCGAAACGGACAGCGAGGACGUCGACAUCCAGGCCAAACUGCUGCUGGUGGCGUGGCAGGACCGAGAGGGGACGCAAGCCACCGUGGAGAACCUGGUGAACGCUCUCAACGCCGCGGGAUUCCCCCAGAUCGCAGACGGCCUCAGUGAGGCUUAAACCCAGACCGUUUUUAAACAGAAAUGACCUCCAUUACAAUUGUUGCAGCGUCCCUUUUUCAUACCAAAAACAAUUGGAGACUAAAAUUUUUGUAUGUCGAGUAGCUGAGCUUUUUCACUGUAGAAAAUCCAAUAAAUGUUUUUUUUUCCUUGUAA
Molecule: messenger RNA, 2206 nt
Organism: Mugil cephalus (flathead mullet)
Lineage: Eukaryota; Metazoa; Chordata; Actinopteri; Mugiliformes; Mugilidae
Gene: thoc1
Product: THO complex 1
Exons: 21
Coding region: 87-2051 (654 amino acids)
Biological process (GO): signal transduction; regulation of DNA-templated transcription elongation; mRNA export from nucleus
Cellular component (GO): THO complex part of transcription export complex
Molecular function (GO): protein binding
Source: RefSeq, a predicted model, not a curated record